AUGGCGGUCGACUGCAUCUCGAUGGCCUCACUCCAUCACCCCCACCAUCCCUACAACCAAAGCUCAAACUCAAAUAUCUCCCGCUCCAAAAGCGUAGGAAGCUCAAGCGGAACAAGAGGCAGAAGCAGCAGCAGCAGCAACAACCCCUACGCUCGCUUCAUGUCCCCAGCACCAUCCGUCUACUCCCAAGCAUCAGACUACUCAAGCACAUCCGUGCCAUCCGUCUGGUGGACCGGCUAUCCGGAGCACCAUCCGGUCGAGCCGAAGCGCCGCCGUGACAGCACUUCCUCCAUUAAUUCAAUCAGUACAAUCGGUGUACCCCGACGUAGUCGCUCAGGUCGCUACUCUCGGAACUCCACGCUCGUGAACCCAGAUAUCAUUGACGAGCUGGAUGACAUCACUGUCUACUCUUACCACCACGAGGGACCUUAUGAUGCGGCUCGUCCGGAGCGGAAUCGCGUUACCCAGCUUAGUCCGCUUGAGGCUGUGAAAGAGUCGAAUGAGGAGGCUUUGCGCGCGACGCCGCGGGAUAAGAUUAUUGAUUCGAUCCAGGGUCAUCGGCCGUUGGAUGGGACUGCUUUUUUCCCUCCCGGGACUACGGAUCCGAAUGGACAGUCUUAUGAGUAUGAGGAGGGCUCGAAUAUGAUGAAUGAGUAUGGGAACUUUUUGCGUCUUCCUGGGAAGAAAUUCACCGAUGAGGACUUUAAGAAUGAUCCUUUCUACACCCAGCCUAUCUCCAAUCCUUUUACACAGCUGAAGAAGAAGCUCAGUCUCCGUCGGAAGAAGAACCGUCGCAGUAUGAUUUGA
This is a messenger RNA of Penicillium pulvis, 807 nucleotides long. RefSeq lists its product as uncharacterized. The coding region runs from base 1 to 807 and encodes 268 amino acids. NCBI's taxonomy places the organism in Eukaryota, Fungi, Ascomycota, Eurotiomycetes, Eurotiales, Aspergillaceae. The transcript is spliced from 2 exons. Gene Ontology annotation, cellular component: cytoplasm. The record is from RefSeq and is a predicted model, not a curated record.